UCUUUCUCUCAGCCAAACCUUCCCCUUUGAACUAAUAGACGCCGCUCACAGAGCCAGGACUGGGAACGACGGGAGGGGAUAUGCAGAUCAGCUAGCCGCUGAUAGGCGACUCUCGGGCUCUCCUCCACCUUCGCUCGACCUCCCGCCUCUCUAUAAAGAGCAGAAUCGCCGAGAAGCAAGGACAGUGCCAAAGGGGUCAGCUUUGGCUUGGGAGGGCGAGGCCGAAGCCUGAAGAGGGUGGUGGGCGCGUUGUUGGGCCCCCUUUAUUAGCGGAUCGGCUCCCUUGCAACCACCUGCGCAUAAGGCCAUCGCUUUCCAACUUCAGCUACAGUGAUAGCUAAGUUUGGAAAGACCAAUCCGGGGGGAACCCGUUGCGUCCGCUGUUCCUUUUCGCUUCUCCUGGUCCCCAUAGCUGUUGUCCUUGUGUUGCGUGUUGGUGCGCGUGUCUCUCCCUCCCUCCUUCCCCACGCUUUCUCUGCCUGGAGGGGCUUGAUAGCAACAGCGCCUGAGAGAAAAGACCCAGGAAAGACCUAAAGGUGUGAAGCUGAUAACCAUGACCCGACCGGUGGCAGAACAACAAAACAACCAAGGAUGCUGCGGAUCCUGUGCCAGUUAUUUCACAUCUGCAAAAUUCCUACUCUACCUCGGACAUGCUCUGUCCACUUGGGGAGAUCGUAUGUGGCAUUUUGCAGUGUCUGUCUUCCUGGUUGAACUGUAUGGAAAUAGUUUGCUCUUGACUGCUGUUUAUGGAUUGGUUGUGGCAGGGUCUGUUCUUCUUCUGGGAGCUAUUAUUGGAGACUGGGUAGACAAGAACUCAAGGCUCAAAGUGGCUCAGACAUCCUUAAUUGUCCAGAAUGCAUCGGUCAUCUUGUGUGGCAUCCUUCUGAUGAUUGUUUUUCUGUUUAAGACUCAGCUUUUGGCUUUAUAUCAAGGGUGGCUUCUUACACUUUGCUAUAUUCUAGUUAUCACAGUAGCGAACAUCGCGAAUUUGGCCAGCACUGCUACCGCAAUUACCAUACAAAGAGACUGGGUUGUUGUCGUUGCAGGAGAAAACAGAAACAAAUUAGCAGAUAUGAAUGCUACAAUACGAAGAAUUGACCAGCUGACCAAUAUUUUGGCCCCGAUGGCUGUUGGACAAAUAAUGACCUUUGGAUCACCAGUGAUUGGCUGUGGAUUCAUUUCUGGCUGGAACUUGAUUUCCGUAUGUGUAGAAUAUACACUGCUCUGGAAAGUUUACCAGAAAACUCCUGCUUUGGCUCAUAAAGCCAGCUCAAAGGUUGAAGAGUCAGAACUAAAACAGCUGAACAUACAGAAAGAUGGUGAAUUGAAGCCCAACGAAGGAGUCCAGUUAAUUGGCGAGAAAGAUGUAGCUGUCUUUGAUCCCAAACAGGAGGAAGAAGUUAGUUGUGUUUCUCGGAUGGCUGAGCCUUUCACUACAUUCCGUGAUGGAUGGGUUGCUUACUACAACCAACCGGUGUUUCUUGCAGGCAUGGGCCUUGCAUUCCUUUACAUGACUGUUCUGGGCUUUGACUGCAUUACUACUGGCUAUGCAUACACUCAGGGACUGAGUGGUUCCACACUAAGCCUCUUAAUGGGGGCCUCUGCCAUAAGUGGAAUCAUGGGUACAGUAGCCUUUACCUGGCUGCGUCGCAAGUGCGGGCUGGUUCGCACUGGUAUCAUCUCUGGGGUAGCCCAGCUAGCCUCUCUGGUCUUGUGUGUGAUUUCAGUUUUUUUGCCUGGAAGUCCUUUGGAUCUGACUGUUUCCCCAUUUGCUGACAUCAGUGCUAGAUUGUUUGAAAGUAAUCCAUUGCCUACAAUGGCACCACAAGGUGAUCUCCUUGAAAUGCCCUUUACAACUGGAAUGCCUGCCUUGGUCAACGUGUCUACAUCUGAUCCAGAGUUGGCUCUCAACUCUGUGCCUCUCAUCUCUGUUAGCUUUCUGUUUGCAGGAGUCAUUGCUGCAAGAGUUGGCCUGUGGUGUUUUGACCUGACUGUCACACAGUUGCUCCAAGAAAAUGUGAUAGAGUCAGAAAGAGGUAUCAUAAAUGGUGUCCAAAACUCCAUGAAUUACCUUUUGGAUCUGUUGCAUUUCAUCAUGGUCAUCCUAGCUCCGAACCCUGAAGCUUUUGGAUUGCUGGUGCUUAUUUCUGUUUCCUUUGUCGCAAUGGGCCACAUCAUGUACUUCCGGUUUGCCCAUAGAACCUUGGGAAGAAAUACCUUUCUCUGCUGUGCUUCCGAGCCAAAAUCAGUUGCUAACAACCCACCAGCAUGUGAUGUGUCAACUGUCUAGAGAGAUUCACUUACUGCUGCCAACUCCCAUUUUUUCCAGCCCAUGUAAAUUUACAUGCUUUAUUAUAGGUCAGGAGUAGUUGAUGCCCCUUAAUAGUGGUGGUGUUCAGUGCUUUGCCUCAACUGGUCCUGCCUCCCAAAUCCUUCUGCCUUUGGACAGGUGACCAGUUGUGGCUUUUCUUCAGACAGAAGUGACAUAACUUACUGAUUUAAGGGGAGAUCUCAUGUAGAGUUGAAAAAACUAAAAAUAUAAAGACAAAUUGAGUUAGAAAGAAAUUAUUCAGAUUAUCCAAGAAUUCAUGCUGAUAUGAAAUAGGGAAAUAAGCUAAUUUUUAAAUAAGUAUUGCAUUAUGUGUAAUAUGACCAGUGUUCCCCACCUCCCCAUGUAAUAUAGAUGUACUAUAUUUUGUCUCUUAAAAGAAAUUAAUUGCUGAGAAACAUGACCAAAAUGUUACACACAUGAACAAAAAAGGUUAUGUGCUUUAUUAAUUGCUAGAGCUCUGAUAUAUGCCUGGCAAAAAUCCAAACCUCUCUGUGGUGGUUGUCCUGGCUUAACUUUGGAGAAACACCUUUAUUGCUUUAUAUAGUAUGCUCUUUGGAUAAGAAGUCGUGAACAAUAUUGUAGAAUACAUAAGCAGCACUUCGUAGGAACUGAGAAUAGCAGGUGUGAAUAAAGUUAUAAAUAUAAUGUAGCACUGUAAAGCAUAGGGCUUACAUCAUAUUUACUAAGCUUUGGAUUCCAUAGUGUUAAGGGGCAGAUACCUGAAUUGGGGAAACCAGGCUCUGUGUGUGUUUGAGAAAAAGAGUGAGAGCGCACUACAAAUGUUCAAAAUAUGUACAGAUACUUAAGCUGAAAAUCUCAACCACUUUAGGUUAAUCUACUGAUGUCAGAAAGACUACUCUCAACUAAAAUAUUUAAGAGUGGUAACUAAGGAGUAAUUCAUCAGGUACUUCUCUGUAGAAAGCCCCUCUGAAAUAAAUGGGAAUUGUUGAAGACCAAAUUGUUUUGUGGGGUUUGUAUAGGAGGCAUUCUGAGUAGAGAGAGUGUGUGAAUGCUUGUGGUUUUUAAGUAAUGACAAUACUUAAUAAUUUUGAGAAAUCAGACAUAUUGAACGUAACACAUUAGCAAAUGAUUAAUAAUCCAUGCUGUAUGAAAUGUAAAGAACAUGUCCUUGAUCACAGAUCCUUAUGUACACAAGCAGCUUGCACCAUGCUGCUGUGCAUGAAGAUCCUUCCUAUCUAACUGGUGGUUGGUAAUGCUAGUAUUGCAGUGCGGUAGCAUUGCAUGAACAUCUUUAUGUGCUAAAUGCCAUUUUGCGUUCUGGACCUUUCAGCCAGCAUGAGUUGCACUCAGAAGGGUGAGCUAUCUGCAGAAGCCUGUUCAGUCUUGAGGGAUUGUGGCACAUAUGGACAACUUUAAAUGUUUUAUACAGUUGAUGUUUUUAUGCACUCAACUUCUUUUUUUACAAAAGAAUAUUUUACAUCUUACUAUAAAAUUGUAAGUUUUUUUUAAAAAAAAGUUUUUGUAAAAAAGCUUGUUGCUGUACAAUCUUGUAAAAGCAGCUUUGACGAUCAGUAGUGACUGACAAUGCCAUAUUUGUAAACUGCUUUCUGAGUCCUUUUUACAGUGUACAGGAAUGGGUACUACAAUGCUUUUUACAUUAACCCAUAUGCACUUUUGUGGAAAUUGUAUUAACGUUGCUAUGAGCACUUUGCUUUCCAGUAGAGUUGAAUCUUCUUUACUCCAGAGUUUUUCUAAGAUAUAACAAUGUGAUUUUAAAUCUGUUGAUAAAUACUUGUUUGCAUAAAAUAUAAACCAUUUUUCACACUU
Messenger RNA from Rhineura floridana, 4120 nucleotides. RefSeq names its product solute carrier family 40 member 1 (gene SLC40A1). Gene Ontology annotation, biological process: iron ion transmembrane transport. Gene Ontology annotation, molecular function: peptide hormone binding; iron ion transmembrane transporter activity. The record is from RefSeq and is a predicted model, not a curated record. Lineage: Eukaryota; Metazoa; Chordata; Lepidosauria; Squamata; Rhineuridae. The coding region runs from base 554 to 2290 and encodes 578 amino acids. The transcript has 8 exons. Gene Ontology annotation, cellular component: basolateral plasma membrane.